AUGAGGAAAAGAACUGGACAAAAGGAUCUUGUGAGAGCUGCAGUUACUAGAUUUGCAACUGCUUGUUUGACAUGUCAGAGCUUAGUUAAGCAUAAGGAUGCAUUGAAGCAUUUGUUUAUUUUUGAUGAGUGGAAGGGCUUUAGUUUUUCAAAGAUAGAGGCUGAAAAGAAAGUGGAAGAAACGGUGUUUGCUGUACCAUUUGGAACACUAUAUUCAAAGGGUUCUUUCGGGAGGGAUAUGGCGAUUAGACAACAGACAACCAUAAAUCCUAUUACUUGGUGGAGUACAAAUGGAGGUCAUGCUUUUGAGCUUUCAAUGCUUGCACGAUGCAUACUAGGCCUUUGUUGCUCUUCUUCUAGUUGCGAGCGCAACUGGAGCACAUUUGAGUUUAUUCAUACCAAAAAGAGGAAUAGACUGGAACAUUCUCGUUUGAAUGAUCUAGUCUAUGUUCAAUACAAUAGCCGCCUCCAAGAAAGGUUUCAACAAAGACGUGAGCUGGAAGGCAAAAACAAAAAAUAUGAUCCACUAAUUCUUAAUGAGCUGGAUUGGUCUAGUGAGUGGAUGGUUACCCAGCCAGUGGAAGAUUUAGUCCAUCCCAAUGAUGAUCUCACGUGGGACGAUGUUGGUAGAGCAAUGGGGGCAUCGAUUGAAGCCCCCAUUCUACCAAGGAGAACUCAAGCAUCAACUUUUGGAGUCGAUUUGAUAUAUUCACGUCGUGGACAUGGUAGAGAGAGAGGUAGCUCAAGGAGGGCUGAUGUUCAGGAUGACUCUGAACCAGAUGAAGACGAGGAAGAAGAGGAAGAUGAUGUGAAUGACGACGAGAAUGUCGUAGAUGACUAUGAGGGUAUCGAAGAGCCACGACAAGAAAAUCUGCCAAAUGCAGAUCUUUUAGAUGAAUAUGAUAAUUAA
Telopea speciosissima is the source of this 909-nucleotide messenger RNA. RefSeq lists its product as uncharacterized. The record is from RefSeq and is a predicted model, not a curated record. Gene Ontology annotation, molecular function: protein dimerization activity. Lineage: Eukaryota; Viridiplantae; Streptophyta; Magnoliopsida; Proteales; Proteaceae. The transcript is spliced from 4 exons. Bases 1 to 909 code for a protein of 302 amino acids.